AUGCCUGAAAAUGAUAUUUUGGAAGUUGAUAUGGGUUAUGUGUCAGAUUCGAAAAUAACUAAUUUUGAUUUUCACUCAUAUAUUCCUUAUACUAAAGCUUUUAAUAAUAAUGAUGAAAUUAGGAUAUGUGUACAACAAACUGAUGUAUACCCAUAUUUACAUGAAAGCUUUUUAUACAUCGAAGGCGACAUUGAAGAUAAAGAUAAAGUAAAACUAGGUAAUAAUGGAUUAUCUUUUCUUUUUGAACAAGUUCGUUUAGAAUUAAAUGGUAUCGAGAUAGAUAGUUCACGAAUGUUAGGUAUUACAAGUUCUAUCAAAGGAUAUCUUUCAAGUACACCAGAUAAUUAUUAUUGUUAUGAAAAUGCUGGAUGGACUUUCAAAAAUAGUUCAUCCAUAUCAGACACAAAUGGUCAUUUUACAGCAUGUAUACCACUAAAAUACUGGUUAGGCUUUUUUGAGCAUUAUAGAAAAUUUUUAUUAAAUUCACGAAUAGAACUCAUAUUAACUAGAUCAAAUAGUGAUUUAAAUGCAUUGAUUAAAAAAAGUGAUGAUGCAACUACAGGUAGUGUGAAUAUUAAGAAUAUUGUUUGGAAAGUUCCUCAUGUUAGUGUUGAUGAUAGCCAGCGUCUAAAGUUAAUGAAAAUAGUUGAAAAAGAAAAACAUUUGUUUAUACCAUUUAGAUCAUUUGAAACAUAUACUUACCCUGAACUCGGAGACACGAAAAAUGUACUAUGGAAUUUAAAAACAUCAACGAAAUUGGAAAAACCUCGUUAUAUCAUUGUAGGCCUCCAAAAAAAUCGUAACAAUUCAAUAACUGCAGACAAAAGCGAAUUUGAUCAUUCUAAGUUGAAAAAUAUUAAAGUGUUUCUGAACUCAAAUGUUUAUCCUUAUGAUAAUUUAAAUUUAGAUUUUACGCACAACGAUUUUACAUUAUUAUAUAAUAUGUAUACAUCGUUUCAAGAAUCAUAUUAUGAAAAUGGACUUCGAAAUCCGAUACUAAGUCCAAAAUUGUUUUUAUCAAAUGCUCCAAUUAUUGUUUUAGAUGUUAGUAAACAAAACGAUUCUGAAAUUUCUUCUACAAUUGACUUACGUUUAGAAAUAGAAGCUGAUGAUAAUUUAACUGGUGUUAGUGCUUAUUGUAUGUUAAUACACGACCGCAUAGUUGAGUAUUCGCCAUUUACCCGAGAAGUGCGUAAACUCGUAUAA
Molecule: messenger RNA, 1206 nt
Organism: Adelges cooleyi (spruce gall adelgid)
Lineage: Eukaryota; Metazoa; Arthropoda; Insecta; Hemiptera; Adelgidae
Exons: 1
Coding region: 1-1206 (401 amino acids)
Source: RefSeq, a predicted model, not a curated record